CCGAAGCUGGAGCGAUGGCCCGGGUCUGGAGCCCGCGGCCGCCGCCGCCCCUGCUAGUGAGUCGAGAGCAGCCGGGGCCGGAGCCAGAGCGGGGUUCAGAGUCGUGGCUGGAGCGGAACCGGUGCGUGUGAGUUGCCAAAGUCGCCUGUGCCGGAAGAACUCAAACUCCGCGGGAGCGUUUCAGGCGGGCGGAGCAAGCAACCUAUCCCCCGGCCAGCACCGCGUCCCCCCGGCCCGGACAGCACGGCUGGGGUUUCCCGAGGCACGGGAUCGGCUCCUCCCAGGCCAGGUACUCGGAGCCAGGCUCCUUUCAAACUCAGAACGGAAGCCUGAGAACUGUAUCAUCCAAACCCCAGCCGGCUUCCUGGCCCCGGGAUUUUCUCUGCGUUCAGACAGUGUCAGGGUUGAGCCUCUCUUGCCGCCACCACUCCAGCCAGGGACUGGCGAGUUCCCACUGUGCUCUGCGUCUCCUCCUCUCCCAUUCAAGAACAAGUUUCUUUUCGCUUUCCAUUGGAAAUCCCGUCUCGGAGGUCCACAGUACCUACCCGGGUGUCCCUCCCCAGCUGCUGGAGCACUCUUGGUAGUACUGGCUGUUUAUCAGGGCCGAUUGGCUUAGCUUUUUUUGUUCUGGGAAGAUAAAAGUUGCCCGUUCUCACCUAAUUAACUGAUACUCCAUGUCCAGGGCUUUAUCCGUUUGGAUCACCAACUCCUUGACCCGCUCUCUGUGACUUCCCCCACCCCUCUGAGUUUCAGUUUCCUCUGGGCUCCAUUCUCCAGCCCCCAGCGGAUCUGGUCAGUCCCACCCCUGGGUGGGAGUGAUCAGGGGGCUCUGGCCCAGGAUUUCUCACCCUGGAAGGCAGCUCCAAGUCAACAAGAGAAGUGGGCCUCGGGUACGAACCUGGCAGCUCAGGAGUGGGUGCACCACUCACCCCACACAAAAAGAUGAAAAAGCGCAAAGAGCUCAAUGCGUUGAUCGGCUUGGCUGGGGACAGAAGAAAGAAGUCUAAAAAAGGUUCAAGCAGCCAUCGUCUGCUUCGCACCGAGCCACCUGACUCAGACUCCGAGUCCAGCUCAGAAGAGGAAGAGGAAUUUGGUGUCGCUGGAAAUCACUCUCGCUUUGUCAAGGGAGACUAUUUACGAUGCUGCAAGAUCUGUUAUCCCCUCUGUGCUUUUGUCAUCCUCGCGGCCUGUGUUGUGGCCUGUGUUGGCUUGGUGUGGAUGCAGGUUGCUCUCAAGGAGGAUCUGGAUGCCCUCAAGGAAAAAUUUAGAACAAUGGAAUCUAAUCAGAAAAGCUCAUUCCAGGAAAUUCCCAAACUUAAUGAAGAACUACUCAACAAACAAAAACAACUUGAGAAGAUUGAAUCUGGAGAGCUGGGCUUGAGCAAAGUCUGGAUCAACAUCACAGAAAUGAAUAAGCAGAUUUCUCUGUUAACUUCAGCAGUAAACCACAUCAAAGCCAAUGUUAAGUCAGCUGCAGACUUAAUUAGCCUGCCUACUACUGUAGAGGGACUUCAGAAGAGUGUAGCUUCCAUUGGCAAUACUUUAAGUAGUGUCCAUCUCGCUGUAGAGGCAAUGCAGAAAACUGUGGAUGAACACAAGCAAACCCUGGAGUUACUACAGAGUGAUAUGAAUGAGCAUUUCUUGAAGAAGACCAGUGGAAGCAACCAGAUCAUCUCAUCGCCUUCAGCUAUAUUGGAACUUGACAAUAAAACCCACAGUGAGAACUUGAAACAGGAUAUCCUGUACCUUCACAACUCUUUAGAGGAGGUAAACAGUUCUGUAGCGGGGUACCAGAGACAGAAUGAUCUUAAACUGGAAGGGAUGAAUGAGUCACUCAGUAAUCUUACACAGAAAGUCAACCUGAUAGAAAACGAUGUGGUUGCUUUGACCAAGGUAGAAAAGAGAAGAAACCUGACCUCCAGCAUGAUAAGGAAUAGAGCUGCCACUCUGAAAAGAGAAUCUUUGGAUAAAGUAACCAACAGAACUGAUACCAUAAAAACCCAAACCAUAAAGAAAGAAGAUAGUUCACAUUCUCAGGUAUCCAAGCUACGAGAGAAACUGCAGCUGAUCAGUGCUCUCACAAACAAACCUGAAAGCAACAGGCCUCCAGAGACCACAGAUGAAGAGCAAGUACAGAGUUUCACAUCAAAGCCAUCAGCAUUGCCAGAAUAUUCACAUCUUCUUGGAGACCAUAUUGAGAAAGCAUCCCAGCUAAAACCUGUCUCCUUACCAGGAAUUUCUAGCUUUGAAGAUCUUCAGGAUUUAUUCCACAAGACUGACCAGGAUGUGGAUGGGAAGUUGACCUACCAAGAAAUCUGGAGCUCCUUAGGUUCUACCAUGCCAGAACCAGAGAGCUUGAGAGCAUUUGAUUCCAACGGAGAUGGAAGAUACUCAUUCCUAGAGCUAAGAGUAGCUUUAGGUGUCUAGACUCAUCAGGCAUAUUUUGAAAUGGAUAUAAACCCUGAAACUACCUAGAAUCUACUUACCCAACAAAAACAACCCUUUUUCUUAUCCAUCAGCCCUCUAGUCCUCCAAACUACUUACUAUAGCAAACACAUUGCCACCUUUUAACUUGUUUGAAAAAGCUAUAUAAAAGUUAUUUUUUUAAAAAAAGAAAACCAUUUUAUUUAUAAUAUAAUGUUCAGAAAUCUAUGAUUUCUUGAAUCUAGUAAGAUCUUACAUUUUUAAAUUGCC
Messenger RNA from Castor canadensis (American beaver), 2694 nucleotides. It is a transcript of the gene Efcab14, whose product is annotated as EF-hand calcium binding domain 14. Lineage: Eukaryota; Metazoa; Chordata; Mammalia; Rodentia; Castoridae. The record is from RefSeq and is a predicted model, not a curated record. Gene Ontology annotation, molecular function: calcium ion binding.